This is a messenger RNA of Grus americana (Whooping crane), 2248 nucleotides long. RefSeq names its product regulator of G protein signaling 18 (gene RGS18). Bases 236 to 943 code for a protein of 235 amino acids. The transcript has 5 exons. The record is from RefSeq and is a predicted model, not a curated record. NCBI's taxonomy places the organism in Eukaryota, Metazoa, Chordata, Aves, Gruiformes, Gruidae.
ACUGUAAAACCAGAACUUAAAGCCUGGUGUAUGUGCAGCUGCAGUGGCAGUGAAGGUGGAGAACCUCCUCCUUCCCACUACCUGCUCUGGAAACUGCUCAACGGCCAAUUGGGCGCAACCCAGCCUGGUACGGCAUGCGAGAGCCCUCCUGAGCACAUCAGUUACGCCAGAUGCAACUGCUGUAAGGAAGUAAAAGAAACAUUUUCUGAAACUGGGAGGCUUUUUUUAGAGGAAGAUGGAGAACCCGCUUCUUUUAUUCCCCCAACUAAACAUUUCUGCUUCAAAGGAUAAAUCCUAUUACAAAGUCAUGAAAUCAACAAUUAAAGAAGAGCCACAUAAAGCAAGCAAGCCUGGAGCUAAGCAGAAGAGAAAUAGGCUGAGCCUUCUCCUGCAGAAAUCUGAAUUCCAUGAAGGUGACCAGCUUGGUAAACCUGGAAACUUGACAAAAGCAGCAAGCAGCGUCUCUCCUGAAGAAGCAGUGAAGUGGGGAGAAUCUUUUGACAAACUGCUUUCUGAGAAAGCUGGAUUGGAUGCCUUUACGAAGUUUCUGAAAACUGAGUUCAGUGAGGAGAACAUCGAGUUCUGGAUAGCUUGCGAGGAUUACAAGAAAAGCAAAACUGCACAUGAACUUUUGCCAAAAGCUAAGACCAUUUAUGAAACGUUCAUACAGAAAGAUGCUCCAAAAGAGGUGAAUUUGGACUUUCAAACCAAAGAAGUCACAAGUCAGAAUAUUGAAAAGCCCAUCAUCACCACCUUCGAUGCUGCACAAAACACAGUCUACAGGCUGAUGGAGCAAGACAGCUACCCACGCUUCUUAAGAUCUGAUCCUUAUUUAAAUUUGGUUAAGGGGAGAAAUCCCAGCCGUCCUACCCUUAGGAGACGGUCACGGUCUUUUACUGUCAAUGAUUUCCAGGGCGUACGCCCAGACUUUACCGUUUGGUAACAGGGAAACUCAACCCUCUCAAAUUCUAGCUACUGCAGCAACUCCUAUGUGUGUUAAAAUCCAAGUCCUUAGCAGGUGUAAAUGAGUGGAAAGCAAAGUUACAUGCACUUAGGUCAGAGUUCUGUAGCCAGCGAUUAAUCUCAUUUAUUAUAGUCAAGUGGGCAACAUAUUGACAAGACAUAACAUGUAAAGUUUUCAUACAGUAUUUUCUUUAAACUCAAAGAAGAGCUGUAAUCAUAUUUGGAGGAAAAAAAUCUGAGUUUCCUGCACAAAAAUGUACAAAAUGCCAUUUGAUAAUAUCCACCUGUAUUAUUUAGCAGAGAGGUUCAUCACAGUUAGAAUCUAUAUACCUGGCCUUUGCACAUAUUUAUGUUUCUGUAAUGUUUCCUACACUAAGCGCAGAGUAUUUGUGGUAUUUUCUCAUACUACAAAACAUUAGGUAUAAUGUAAAGUUAUGUGGAUUUUAACUACAGCUACUGCAUAAUUAAAAUUUAGCUAUUGCAUAUUUUAAGAGGAAGAUAAGAAUACCUAUUUAAUGUUUGGGACUACAUUUUGUACCGUUUUCUUAUUACAUGUGUCUUUUCCCUGUAUUUAAGUUAUGCUGUAUAGAUUAACUUUGCCAUCAAAUACUUGUAUUCUAAUUUUUUGCAACCAAAUGAGCAGCAACAAAGAAUCAAGAAUGAUAUUUUAACACAAUCUGUGUCAUUAAAUAUCAGGUCAUGUAUAUGUAUAUAUAUAAAAAUAUGUUUUUACUUUUAUUUGUAAAUAUUCAUGGUAUACCAACUUCGUUACUAAGCUUUGUUCUAGAUUUUUAUUUUGAAAAAGAAUCUGAAAAUGAACGGCUCUUGGACUCAGGUGGAAUAACCUUCAGUUCUACUGGUCAUGAACAUACUCUCUGUGGUUAUAGAAGAGGAAGGAGAAAUCUCCCCUUUUUAUUUCUUUACUAUUGAAGUCACACAUAUCCUCUUCACGGUUGGUACGUGCAGUUACCCUAGCCUUUUCUUUCGGAAUUGAUGUAGACAUACUUUGAAGCAUGGGGCAACUCUGAAAAUCUUAAAUGUUGGUUCAAUUUAGCAAGUGACUGCAGGAUUUAGUUGUAACUAUGACUUGUAUAUUCAGUUACUUUGCAUGGAAUUUAAGCGUUCUCCCUUUUCUUCCCCUUUCAGUAAGUGGUCAAAGAGGUACAGUUCCUGAGAGUGAGACUUUAUGUUCAUUACUAAUUCAGGGUAUAUAUGAACUGCUCGAUCGGAGAGUUUCCGUGUCUGCUUUACUAACUUUCAAUAAAUCUGAAGUGAUCUACCCAAA